GUUGCCUGCUGCUGCUCGGCGAUUCUUUAGCUUCAAGCAUGUCUUCCGCUGUCGAAGAAGGCACCAAGAAGAUCACGGUGACGCGCUCGUACAAGAAGCCGAGAUGGUAUAGAUCGACGUUUUAUAACGCUCUCAUCCUUGGUAUAUGCAAUUUCCUCGCCCCGGGAAUCUGGGGCGCGAUGAACUCGCUAGGUGCCGGUGGCGAAGAGAAACCGUACCUUGUCAACGCGGCCAAUGCCCUGACAUUUUGCCUUAUGGUCGUAUCGUGCUACUUCUCGAGUGCUAUCGUCAACUUGAUCGGCAUAAAAGCGACCCUCAUCAUCGGAACUAUGGGUUACGCACCAUACGCCGCAGGCCUUUACACCAACAACCGAUACGGAAACGAGUGGUUCGUGCUCGUCGGAGCCGCGCUGUGCGGGAUCAGCGCUGGUAUCUUCUGGAUGGCAGAGGCGGCGAUCGCGCUUGCAUACCCAGAGCCGCAAAAUCAGGGCAAGUUCCUCGGCUUCUGGCUCUCCUUCCGCAUCGGCGGCCAGCUCGUCGGCGGCGCGAUUAACCUCGGAAUCAACGCUAAGAACGGGAACGCCGGCAAAGUCUCGUACACGGUCUACAUCGUCUUCAUCGUUCUGCAGGCGCUCGCGCCGUUCGCGGGCCUUCUUCUCACGCCGCCGCGGAAGGUGGAAAGGACUGAUGGGCGGGUUGUGCACCUCGAGAUUAUGGGCUCCAGUAAGGCCGAGCUCAAGGCCACCGCGAAGAUCUUCUUCAGCCGAAACUUCUUGCUUAUUGUGCCUCUCAUCGCACAAGCCGUAUACUCUGAAGCCGUGAUGUUCACAUAUCAAUCACUAUGGUUCAGCGUACGAGCUCGCGCCCUUGGCUCCUUCCUUUCCGCCAUCGCUGCCUUGGCGUCGGGCAACCUUCUCGGGUGGUAUCUCGAUCGCGUAUCCAUCAGCCUCAAACAGCGCGCUCGCACAGCCUUUUUCGUCGUCCUCGGCCUGCAAGGCGGAUGGUGGAUAUGGUCCACGGUGCUCACCACACGCUACCGACACACGCACCCGACCUACGACUGGGACACGCCCGGUUUCGGGGCCGGUUUUGCGCUCUUCCUCUUCCUCGUCAUCGGUUUCCAACUCAACUAUCUCUACCUUUACUUCGUCGUCGGUCACCUCGCGCCCACGACGGAGGACGUCGUUCGGGUGGCAGCGCUCCUGCGUGGGACCGAGUCUGCCGCCCAGGCGGUCUCGUAUGGCCUCAGCAGCGUGCACACGUUCGCCGUCUUUGGGGGCUCGGCGCUCAACUUCGGCCUGUGGGGAAUCAGCUUGAUACCAGCAUGGUUAGUCGUGAAAGAGAUUGGCGUCGGGCUGGGAGACACGAAACUUGCUCGGGAAGCUGCGCAAGACGCACGUACGGCCGAGGGAGACACGGCGUCUGAGACGACAUCGGACGAGAAAGCGCAUCACUAGGAACGGGAUGCUAUUCCAUAUUUCAUACUACAGAUAAUAGAAGGAUCCAAA
This is a messenger RNA of Punctularia strigosozonata HHB-11173 SS5, 1508 nucleotides long. Its product is annotated as MFS general substrate transporter. The transcript is spliced from 12 exons. The coding region runs from base 39 to 1457 and encodes 472 amino acids. NCBI's taxonomy places the organism in Eukaryota, Fungi, Basidiomycota, Agaricomycetes, Corticiales, Punctulariaceae. The record is from RefSeq and is a predicted model, not a curated record.